UUGCAGUUAAUACACAGAGACAGAUGUGUUAAUAAUGUCCCCAUUCCCAUGGAACAACUGCAAGACAUGGCAGAGAGAUUAAACUACAUAUCUACCUCCUUCCACGUUCACUUGAGCAAACUGGAAUUCUGGGAGUCAAAAUACUCUAUGCUGGCAUUUUUGACACUAACCGAGUCCAAGCUAAAAUCCUGGAUCAUUAAAUACGACCGACUGGAAUCAAUGGAUCUUUUGCUACAAAGCUAUGGUUCUUUUGUGGAGGGGCAGCAGUUCUUUGAGAAGUAUGAAUCCAGCCACCAGGCUCUUAUAAACGCUGCUGAGCUCUACAUUAAAGCAGACAGCUCAG
Sinocyclocheilus anshuiensis is the source of this 343-nucleotide messenger RNA. RefSeq names its product nesprin-1-like. The annotation marks the transcript as partial. Lineage: Eukaryota; Metazoa; Chordata; Actinopteri; Cypriniformes; Cyprinidae. The record is from RefSeq and is a predicted model, not a curated record. The transcript is spliced from 3 exons.